This is a messenger RNA of Closterium sp. Yama58-4, 576 nucleotides long. Lineage: Eukaryota; Viridiplantae; Streptophyta; Zygnematophyceae; Desmidiales; Closteriaceae. The record is from the annotation of a GenBank genome assembly.
AUGUCGCCACGUGUCGCCAGAAUGCUCGCUGUACUGAGCAUAGCAAUAGCCGCCACGUGUGCAGCUGGGCAAACGAUCGACCCUUCACAACUUCCCGCGUUGGCGGACCUGCAAGCGUCUUUCGGACUCAAUUACUCCUCGUGGGGGGAAGGCGGAGACUGCUACAAGGCGAGCUUUCUGCGGUGCGACAGCGACGGCAUGAUAACGGAAAUCAAUCUUGGAGCGAGCGGCCUUCUCGGAUCCCUGCCUGGGUCCAUCAGCGGACUAGUGAAUCUCACCAGCAUUGAUCUAAGCGCCAACGGGCUCACAGGGCCGAUUCCCUCCACUAUAGGCGCACUCGCUAAGUUGAAACGGAUCCAGCUGGACAGGAACACGUUCGAAGGCAACCUCCCUAUAUCCCUGGGCCGGCUCACCAACCUCACGUCCCUGGACCUAGCAGCCAAUCACUUCGCUGGUUCCAUACCCGCUGAACUGGGCAACCUCGUUAACCUGCAGUACCUCCAGCUGAACGACAACUAUCUAACCGGCAGCAUCCCGGCCUCCUUCUCCCAACUCGACCAGCUGCAAUGGCUGUGA